Microthlaspi erraticum is the source of this 588-nucleotide messenger RNA. NCBI's taxonomy places the organism in Eukaryota, Viridiplantae, Streptophyta, Magnoliopsida, Brassicales, Brassicaceae. The record is from the annotation of a GenBank genome assembly.
AUGAUCCAGUUCCGCGAUCGGAGGCUCAGCGAGAACGGCAAUUUCGAUGGGAUCAGAGCGGAGAAUGGUGACGGCUCAGAUUCUCUACCGGAAUUCGUUGGGAAGUGUGGUGGAACCAGGAUCUUCAAGGUUCCGAUUAGGUCCGCUGCGCAUCCGAAUCGGCCUCCGAGCCUUGAUUGGUUUCAAGAACUGGUGUUGAAUCGGGAUGAUGCGAAUAAUGGUGGACGUGGAGAGAUGGAGCUUGAAGGAAUCCAAACUAAAACAAUUGAAGUAAGAACAAGAAAUUUGGUACCAGCCUAUGGUUAUCUCCGAUCUCCUAAUUCCCAACAAGUGACAAUAGGAUCCUUUCCGAGUCUAAGUAGCAGUUCCCAAGGUGACCAAAUGGCUCCUCUGGAGGGUCAUGGAACAGAGACUGAGCAUGGAGUUGUACAUAAGAAAGAAGAGAGCUUGGGAUCAGAGGGUCAUGGAACAGAGACUGAUCUCGGGGUUGUACAUAAGAAAGAAGAGAGCUUGGUAUCAGAAACAGAGAGCUUGAGCUCAGAAGAAGAGUCCGAAAGCAAGCCUAUAGAUAAUGAAGGAGAAGGAUGA